Molecule: messenger RNA, 733 nt
Organism: Archocentrus centrarchus (flier cichlid)
Lineage: Eukaryota; Metazoa; Chordata; Actinopteri; Cichliformes; Cichlidae
Product: ubiquitin carboxyl-terminal hydrolase 37-like
Exons: 6
Coding region: 41-733 (230 amino acids)
Biological process (GO): G1/S transition of mitotic cell cycle; protein deubiquitination
Cellular component (GO): cytosol; nucleus
Molecular function (GO): cysteine-type deubiquitinase activity
Source: RefSeq, a predicted model, not a curated record
CAAGAACCAAGGCUCACAUUCAGAAAUCAAACUGAAGUAAAUGAAUGAGUUAACACUGACGUUAUCACCUUUGUGUUUGUGUGUCAGGUUUCCAAAUAUCGGAAACAGUUGCUACAUGAACUCCUGCCUGCAGAGCCUCCUCAGCAUACAGGAUUUCAUUUGCGAUAUCAGCUGCCAGAAGGAUUUGUGGAGUUCAGUUCCUGAAGCUCAGCUCUUAAGGCGACUCAUUGACAUCAGGGACUGCCGUGAGUCGACAGAUUAUGGCGUUAAAAACAGCCGCCUCUGGUCCUUUAAGCGUGCAUUCGCCACCUAUGCUUUAGACUACGGAGACAGUCGACAGAAAGAUGCUCAUGAGUUCUUAAUGUUGCUGGUGAAUCAUAUCCAAAUGAUGUCCCCUCACCUGCAGCAGCAUGCAGCUGUCUUGGGCCAAAGCUACACCUGCCCAGUGGAAGGCAACUUCUUUUUCCAAAUGGAAAACACGAGGACAUGCAAGAGUUGUGGAGUCCAGUCAUCACACAAGGAGGACUUCACGGGUUUAUCGUUAGACCUCGUUCCAGAAGGCUCCAUCAUGGGCAUGUUAGAGGUAUACCUGAAGGAAAAAGAGUUAGAGUUUAGAUGUGAAUGCGGAGGGAUGAUAUCGGGAAUGGAGUCAUCCUUCGAUAGCCUGCCAAGAGUUCUCAUCUUGCAUCUCAAGAGGUUUUGCAUUACUCUCCAAUCUGGAGAAGCUGCAUAA